Messenger RNA from Colletotrichum navitas, 907 nucleotides. RefSeq lists its product as uncharacterized. The record is from RefSeq and is a predicted model, not a curated record. The transcript has 2 exons. Bases 198 to 656 code for a protein of 152 amino acids. NCBI's taxonomy places the organism in Eukaryota, Fungi, Ascomycota, Sordariomycetes, Glomerellales, Glomerellaceae.
UGCUCACCAGCAGGGUCUCCUUUGAUGAUACGCCUCGCCACGCGAACCGGUCGCAUUCUCUUUACGCAUUUCUCAUCUUCGUUCUUCGACAUAUUUGGGUUGAUUUUCACGGAUGGCUCGCUGUUUUCCAUGACGGGACGCCUCACGCUGGAGACGCUCGGCAGACUUCGCUGUCGAGCCUCUUUGAGUUGGGUUCCAUGGCAGGAAGAACUCGAACGGCACGUCCGGUGCCUCACUUUCGAGGCGCCGUCGUCGGGCCGCUCCGCGAGACAUCCUCAACCCCACACCCGAACCUGAGUGCCCUGGUCUCACUACCUAGCACCUCGUCGAUGCGCUGGAGUUGCGUUCCACUGACGGUCUUUCCUUGUUUUAUUUCCUUACUUUUCCUACUUCUCUUUUCCUUAGGCUUACGCGUGUCACGAGUUGAUAUUUGUUCCGAUGGCUUCGCACUUGGUCAUUCACGCGUCGAGGCCCGCUUCUGGGGAGGUAUUUUCGGGGAGGGGACGACCACGAGAGAAAUCCUACUGCGAAGUUUCGGGAGCUGCAGAUACGGUCAGGCAACCGCACGUAGAGCUAAUAAGGAGGAGGGUGUCAUUUCAUUGGUUUUUGGUCUGAUUCGGUUGGUUGGGAAAUUGUUACUUCGACAUUUGCACUGAGGGGAUCUUGGGCCUGGUGAAGCACCACCACGGCUGCGCUCCUCAGCAACUAUCAGGGGCUCUUGGGAGCGGUCCAGCAAUGUCUUGAGAAGUCGACGGCCUCAUGUGGUUGCCUAUGGCAAACACGCAAGGUCGGUGGCCCACCUUAGGACAAUGGUGCUUGGACUCUCAACGCUGCGCUUCCAUCAUCGUCGAUCGUUAUUGGUCUGGCAAGCUCGCAUUUGGUGGAGGCGGGGCAUGGGUAGUUAUGG